AUGGAUAGCACUGCAACACCAAGCACACCGGGAAUUGUGAUCCCUGUUACUUCGUCCACUGUCCAUGCUGCUCACCCUUCGUCAAACAUGGCUCCUAUUUCAUCGCCUUUAAUCCCAGACCAGGCAAGCUCCCAGGCUUACAACACGGAGGGGUCUAUCUCGUAUAUGCCAAAGUCAUCCUCCACAUACAUGCCGUCGUUCCCGCCAAAGACUAGCGAUAUGGAAUCUUCGACUCCUGUUGCAGCAACGUCUAUCCCAGAUAACAGUAUCUCACGACACCGUGUACCAAUAUACACGAGCACUGGCUCCCCUCAGUCCACGCUAGGUGGUGUUGUAGGCACCCUUGGAGUGGACGUCGCAAGCUCAUACGUGGAUCCGGCUCAAUCGACCACUGCUUCUCCAGUGGCUUCUGCUUCUCCAGUGGACUCAGCAUCGAUGCUAUCUCUCACCACCCCCACUACAACUGUCUCGUCAGCUGCGCAUACCACUUCUAUUAGUCCACUGGCUGCACAGACGGCAAGUCCAACCGUCGGAAUUGUUGUCCCCAUCUCAGAUACUGUCCCCGGUGUCAGUUCCAGCGAGGCCCUUUCCUCAACAGUGCCUUCUACAACAGCUCAAUCCAGCAAGUUCAUAGAAGCAGCACCAUUGGCAGCAGAGACGCAAUCUUCAUUUAAAGCAGCCGCGACUUCGACAACCUCCGAUUCCAUGGCAGUCGUCACAAAGCCGGUAAUUGUGUAUGUCUCGGAGGGUGCUACAUCUGCUUUCUCCACGUCUACCCUCAUGCCAACAAGUUCCACGCCAGGGGUUGAGACAACUCACACACAAGCUAGCAUGGCACAGCCAUCGGAGAUUGCGCCUACCCCAACCGAACCAGAGAUAACACAGACGGCAACAUACACGAUCCAUGCCACAGAGACGCGCAGCCUCACUGUGACGCAACCCGGCCCAACAGUGACAGUCACAGCUGAGCCACGCACGACGCAGGCCGCGGACACAACCCACAACGGCGCGACAACGGACACCUCGGACGAUAAGUCCGGUCUGUUGACCGUCAUCCCGAUCACGCCGUCCUCUGGUGUCAUAUUUGUCACCAAAUCCGAGACUGUGACGUCCUGGAAGGAGACCAAGACGGUAACUGUAACUUCGUGGAAAGAAACGACCAAAACGGACACAAAAACAGUGACGGCGACUACGACUGUGAUCCGGCCGCAGCUUGUUACUUAG
Molecule: messenger RNA, 1224 nt
Organism: Penicillium canariense
Lineage: Eukaryota; Fungi; Ascomycota; Eurotiomycetes; Eurotiales; Aspergillaceae
Exons: 1
Coding region: 1-1224 (407 amino acids)
Source: RefSeq, a predicted model, not a curated record